UACCCAACUCUCGUUAUUCAACAUCGGUGCCGAGACUUCACCUGGGUAACAAAACAAACGCUUGCAUGAUUACGAAUUUGGAAGGUACCGCUUAAAGAGUGUGCAAUACCUCGAUCUAGGAUAAUAUAGCACAGGAUUUUCGAUAGAUCUCGAUGGAUUUAUAAGGAUAUUGGCACCAGUGGGUCAAGGUCAAUGGAGGAAACUAAAGUAAUAUUUAGCAAGAAGGGCCUGAAACGGAACGGCUACACAAUACACGAUGACGUGGAUAACAAUUAUCAUGACGUAGAUAACAAUUAUGAGGACUGGGAACGAGAGUACUACUCAGAUGAAGAUGACGUGUUCAUGGAAGGGCCAAAGAUGGACCGGGCGUCUGCGUCAAAACCACUCAUGCAUCCUCGACAAAGGCCAAAGGUCAAAAGCCGUACGCCGAACUGUCGAUGUCGCAAACAGUUAAAAACGAUAACGUGUUUCUUAGUUAUUGUGUUAUCUCUAGGGUCGCUAAUGACAUUGAUAAUAUAUCUAUACAACAAACCUCCGGGUAAAACGAAAGACAAAGAGGGACCGGAAAUAGAAUCGCAAUCUGCUGAUAUACCGGAAGUGGUUGGCUGUGAUUCGUUUAGUGUGGAGGAUGUUUGGGUAAUGGGGUUUCCUAAGCUUAUAACAGAGUCUGCCUUCCGCUUAGUGGAUGUAAACCAGGACGGUAUCCUUGACAUCAUCCUGGGAUUCGGUACAGGAGCCGAUGGGUACUACCUUCCAGAUAUUGUCUGUGAUAUUUAUUUUAACGGGACACAUCCGUGUUUUGGCGGGUUGAUGGCACUGGAAGGCGCCACUGGUAGGGAACUUUGGCGUCAUUAUUCUCCGCACGAGCUGUUUGGCGUGAAUUGUAACGCGGAUUUAAACCAAGAUGGUGUCCUCGAUUGUUUGGCCGGGGGCCGUGCCAAUGCCUUCCAAGCUGUAAGUGGACGGGACGGCUCUCUGUUGUGGAACUUUGACUAUGGUAAAGAGGAGAUUAUGAACCUGUAUACACCUCAGAUCAUCCGGGACCUUGACGGAGACGGCACUGUCGAUAUCCUUACAAUGCACGGGGGUGACCCGCUACAGGAACCAGGAAGCAAGUACAGACUAUCAGCACGGAUUAUAUUAUUUAGCGGAAGGACGGGGCAAAUAAUAAAGAAAAUUGGCGUACCUGAUUACCGGGAGUCGUAUUAUUCGCCACAGCUUUACACGAUGACUGACGGCACAGAUAUCGUUUUAUACGGGACUGGGGGCGAGACACAUCCAGGUAGUCUGUGGAGCAUCACGCUGGAUAACCUGUACCGCGGGGAAAUACAAAAUUCACGACUAGUGUAUACGGACGAGUAUAAGGGGAUCAUGACGCCUCCAGUGUUACUAGACCUGACGGGAGAUGGCGUGGACGAUAUCGUCAUGGCAAUGUUUAACUCCUCCGUGUUGGCGAUAGAUGGCGCCACAUACAGCGUUCUCUGGAACAGAACCUUCCCGUGGUCAGAGUCUUACAAUACGCCAGCCCCAGGGUUCUACAACAAUGAUGACGUACCGGACUUCAUGGUCAAGUACGCCCACGGACCUGGCUUCCCUAUCUACUACCGGUCACAGACAACAAUACUGGACGGUCGGACGGGGAAACCCCUUCUGGAACGGUCGUUGUGGGAUACAAUAGGGGCUCAGGCUUCACCUCUCACCGUCAGCAUCGAGGGGACCGGAAAUGACGUAUUUCUCUACUGGAUGUCGGACUGUCUGGGGCACGAAGGAGAAGGAGGCCAAUUUAAAUUCAUAGAGGGUACGAACGUUCACGAGCAAUCCCGGGCCGACUUCUGCCGACUCCGGUUUAAAACGAAGGGUUAUAGUAAAAUUCUGGCGCUGAGUCGGAAUAUUAAAUCACCCGGCCAUCAAGUAUACUACUCCGAUGAGCGGAAGGAUAUAGAAAGGAGUAAAUGGAUCAACACGUCCGCGGAGGCGCUAGAUUAUCUACGGUCACAUCCGGAACAGCUAGAGAGCUACAUGGAGCUGGAGGAAGAAUCACGACAGUCGGAUAUGGAAAGACCAUUGAACAAAUAUAAGGAUGCAGAGAUGCUCAGACAAAAGGAAGGAGAGUACAUUUACAACCCACAGUCCGAUCACCAAAGCCUGAGAACAGCUUCAAAGAAAGGACCACCAGUUAACUCCCCUUACAGACCAGCCUCGUUACCGUCAGCUGCUGUCAGGGAACAAACAGGAAGUUACAUGGAACCAACUAUGUACGAUGAUAUCAGUGACGUCAUACAGAAUGUCGCAGGCGAUGAUUAUACAGAUGAUUCAGAAAAUCCCUAUUAUCAGAAACCUUAUAGAAACGGUUACACUGGUUACGACCACUCACCAACACGCUACAGGUCACGUGGUAAGGUAAACAAUAGACAACCACCUAGGAGAACGUUGGAUACAAUUGAACAUAUGCGGCAUAGACGAAUAACUAGAAAUACUUUAAAUAAAAAAGAAUCUGGAAAGAAAGUAAGUGAUAGAUUUCAUUCGGAAAACAUAUUCAAUUCCGAUAAAAAGACAAAUAGUCAUCGGAAACGGAAACGGCGCCAUAUUGGACCACACGAUGAGGAUGGGCUUCAGAGACUAUUGUCCACCGGAACUCUUGCUCCUACAACGUUAUCUCGGAACCACCCAGACUUUAACCAUUCCAUGGACUUUGUGUUCGCGACAUAUUGGUUCUUCCCUGCCAAAACACAAGUCAUCCUUCCAACCGACCAAAAGUGUAUCGAUGAAAAACUAGACAAGGAGAAAAUACGAUUCAGUCCGACAAGUAAAUACUACGGUCUUGACCACGACAAAUACCAACAUGUGGUCAUUCAAGAAUGUCUACAGGCUUCCGGUCAUGCGCACUCAGAUGACCAUUCCAAAACCACAUUUCAAAGUCUGGAGACGUUUAACCCCUAUAAGAUCAAUAUGGGACAGAUGACGGUAUACAGGUUACGUCUGACAUGUAAGUGUAGCAGUGUGCCUCAUAACGGUACUGGUCAGCGGUGUAGCCGGACACUACCCUUCGACCAGCAACAGUGGUCAGCUUAUAUGGGUAGUAAGGGCGACAGUCAUUGGAAACCGAGAUCUACUGACCACAGGAUCAAGAUUUAGACAGACUGUACUACUUGAUGUCCAGGCGGCGGACAAGGACAUCAUUCAUAAGGCGACAAAGGAUCUCCAGAUGAGAAAACUAGAAAUAUUAAACAUGUUACUACUGUGUGAUUUAGACAGACUUACAAUCCUCGGGGUAA
This is a messenger RNA of Mizuhopecten yessoensis (Yesso scallop), 3275 nucleotides long. RefSeq lists its product as uncharacterized. Gene Ontology annotation, molecular function: protein binding. The transcript has 13 exons. Lineage: Eukaryota; Metazoa; Mollusca; Bivalvia; Pectinida; Pectinidae. The record is from RefSeq and is a predicted model, not a curated record. Bases 193 to 3135 code for a protein of 980 amino acids.